Molecule: messenger RNA, 1746 nt
Organism: Seminavis robusta
Lineage: Eukaryota; Bacillariophyta; Bacillariophyceae; Naviculales; Naviculaceae
Source: the annotation of a GenBank genome assembly
AUGAUGCAAAUGGGUCCCGGUGGUCCUCCCGUCAUGGUGCUCAACGCCAAGACACAACGUCAAACUGGCCGUGCGGCGCAAUUGGGAAAUAUCGCAGCCGCUCGUGCCGUGGCCAAUAUUAUCCGCACAACGUUGGGGCCUCGUUCGAUGCUGAAAAUGCUCUUGGAUCCCAUGGGCGGCAUUGUCUUGACCAAUGACGGACAUUGCAUUUUGCGCGAAGUCGAUGUCAGUCAUCCCACGGCCAAAUCAAUGAUUGAAUUGUCGCGGGCACAAGACGAAGAAGUGGGUGAUGGCACCACUUCCGUCAUUGUACUGGCCGCCCAAAUGCUCCAUGGCGCCGAACAAUUUUUGCGACAGGAGCAUACAUAUCAUCCGACUGUACUCGUGCAGGCAUACACCAAGGCACUCAUGGAUGCGUUGGAAAUUUGUGAACAACACGCGAUCGAAAUUGAUAUUUUUUCCGAUACCAAAAAUCAUCAGGACCUGCUCAAGAAAUUGAUCGAAUCGUCGAUUGGGACGAAAUUCAGUGCGAGGUGGAAUGAUAAAAUGGUCGAAAUGGCACUGGCGGCUGUCUUGACCGUCGCCACGCAGCACGCGCCCUCUCUGGCACUCUCCACGGCGGAGGAAACUAAGUCUUCCACUGUGAAGGACAAGGACUGGGAAGCGACGCCUCCCCCCGCCUCUGCAAUCUACGAAGUCGAUUUGAAACGCUACGCCAAGGUCGAAAAGAUUCCCGGCGGAGAAAUUGAUGACUGUACCGUCCUCAAGGGCGUCAUGUUCCAAAAAGACACGGUCCAUUCCAAAAUGAGACGUCGUAUUGAAAAUCCUCGCAUUCUCCUUUUGGAUUCCCCCCUCGAAUACAAAAAGGGAGAAUCCCAAACCCAAAUGGAUAUUAGUGGAGAAGACGACUGGAAUACUCUGUUGAAAAUGGAAGAGGAGUACGUCGAAAACAUGUGUAUGGAAAUCAUUGCGCACAAACCAGAUAUUGUCAUAUCCGAAAAGGGUGUUUCGGAUCUGGCGCAACAUUAUCUCGCCAAAGCCAAUAUUACGGCAUUUCGCCGUCUCCGCAAAACGGACAACAAUCGCAUUGCCAAGGCCGUGGGAGCGACAAUUGUCUCGAGAGCGGAUGAAAUUACCGAACGCGACAUUGGCACCCAUUGUGGAUUGUUUGAAAUGCGCAAAAUUGGUGACGAUUGGUUUUGUUUCUUGGAAGAGUGUCAAGACCCCAAGGCAUGUACGAUUAUCCUGCGAGGUGGUUCCAAAGACGUGCUGAAUGAAAUCGAACGCAAUCUACACGAUGCCAUGCAAGUCGUUCGGAACGUCGUCUACAACCCCAAGUUGGUCUACGGUGGUGGUGCCAUUGAAAUGGCCAUUGCCGUGGGAUUGCGACGACAGGGACAAACGGUAGAAGGAAUUCAGCAGGAUCCCUACAAGGCGGUAGGAGAAGCCAUGGAGAUUAUUCCACAAACGCUGGCACAGAAUUGUGGGGUCAGUGUGAUUCGGACCAUUACCCAAUUGAGAGCCAAGCAUGCCGAAGCAUAUGACAAAAAUAAUAACAGUUCGGACAAGUUUGAGCCAUGUUCGUGGGGAAUCAACGGUGUGACUGGAGAGUUGGUGGAUAUGAAAGAGUAUGGCAUUUGGGAACCACUCAGUGUCAAGGUACAGACCAUCAAGACCGCCAUUGAGAGUGCUUGCAUGAUCUUGCGUAUCGAUGACAUCGUUUCUGGCUCCAAAAAGAAGGCUUGA